UGGCUUAGAUUCUAAAAUCGAAAAGAAAACCCGGAAACUCAAAAAGCGAAACCCGAAACAAGCUUUCACGGCUUGUUGUAAUCUCGUUUAGCCUUUUACUGUGAUGGCUUUUUAUUCCCGGUGUUGACCACUGACACUGUGUUUUCAUUAACAAAUAUAUUGCCAAGCUUGACGAUUCUAGAUCUAGGGCCUAGUCCUCACGGUUUCAUCAUGUUGAUCCACUUUCCAAACGCGUUAACAGAAGAGGAAGAAACUCUGAAACAAGCCUUUGCGAAACUGAAGAAAAAGAAAAAGAUGGUUCAAGCAAUGAAAGCUGCUGCCCAUAAUCAAGAAAAAGAAGCUGUUCACAAUAAAUCAGCUAGUAAACCAGCGGCCAGUUCGUCCAUUGAUUCGGCUGACAAAGCGACAGAGCAGGCAAAAAAACUGGUGCAGUCUGGGGCCAUUAAGGUUGCAAGCUUGAAGGAAAAAUCAGGUUUCAAGCGUUCAAAAACUUUAGAGAGAAAGAAGGACAGUGAAAAGCCAGCUGCAGGCAUGGGUUUCCAGCCUUUCAUGUCAUUCACCGGAGAGGAAGAGGAAGACAAACCACCGUCUUCCAAGAGGAUCAAGGGACUCAAUGAGACUUUUGUGUCGGCAGGCUAUGGCAAUCGCAGUUACGACCGCCCAGAGCGGGAACACCGGGACCCGCCAAAGAAGGGCAACACAAUCUAUGUUCACGGAGUGGGGAUCACGGAGGACAUGCUGAAGAAGUCAUUUUCAAACUUUGGCAAAAUUGUCAACAUCUCGAUGGAGACGGAGAGAAAUAAAGCCUUUAUAACCUUUGAGAAGAUGGAGGCAGCCGACCAGGCCAUUGCUGAGGUCAACGGUAGUAUGGUGAACAACACCCAGCUGCGAGUGCAGAUGGCCCGCCAUCAACCCUCGUUUGACUCACUGGGAGACGCAUCCUCCACGGCCUCCUGGGCCAGCAUAGCUGCCAGCAACUCCCAGAAAGGAACGACACAUAAGGACAAGCGAGGCAUGGUGCAGUACGACCAUGAUGAUAUGUUUUGAGAAUUUUUUAUCGUCUCACUUCAGCUUAUUUACUUAUACACAGAUAGUCAAAUACACGUGCACAUUGACAAACACAUCCUUACAUAGGGACACCCUCAUGUACGGUAGGCCAUAUUCGUAAACUCAAAAAA
This is a messenger RNA of Aplysia californica (California sea hare), 1178 nucleotides long. RefSeq names its product negative elongation factor E. Gene Ontology annotation, molecular function: RNA binding. Gene Ontology annotation, biological process: negative regulation of transcription elongation by RNA polymerase II. The coding region runs from base 211 to 1047 and encodes 278 amino acids. The record is from RefSeq and is a predicted model, not a curated record. The transcript has 10 exons. Gene Ontology annotation, cellular component: NELF complex. NCBI's taxonomy places the organism in Eukaryota, Metazoa, Mollusca, Gastropoda, Aplysiida, Aplysiidae.